This is a messenger RNA of Nanorana parkeri, 3058 nucleotides long. It is a transcript of the gene BEND3, whose product is annotated as BEN domain containing 3. Gene Ontology annotation, biological process: rDNA heterochromatin formation. Bases 112 to 2595 code for a protein of 827 amino acids. Lineage: Eukaryota; Metazoa; Chordata; Amphibia; Anura; Dicroglossidae. Gene Ontology annotation, cellular component: heterochromatin. The transcript has 4 exons. The record is from RefSeq and is a predicted model, not a curated record. Gene Ontology annotation, molecular function: DNA binding.
GUAUAGUGCAGCGGGAAGGAGAGCGUGUCUGUGACGCCCACUCAGGAACAUUGCUAGCGCUGGAACGUGCAGGAUUCGGGUCACAGGUCUCUAUGCAAGGUGAAGAAAACAAUGAAUGCAGCUGAAUUUCGAGAUGAAGAUGAUGAUAAAGUGAAAGUUGUGACAGUGGAUUCAUCAAGUGAAGAAGUUCGCCUGCGAUGCUUACGCGCACCAUCUGUGGGCAAAGCAGUUCCAGAGUGCACAGUUAACUGUCACUCCAGUAAACGGAAACAAGCUUCUCUUAUGUCUAAUGGGUCCAGUGGUGAAGCAGAAAAUCUUACCACGUUUAAAAAAAAGCGACUCACUCCAGAGGGUCUGCCUACGAGCUUGAAAAACAGGGAUUCUGCAUGCUCUGCCCAGGGAAAUGUUGAGUUGAGUACCAGCUCCGAGUACAGUACUGAAUCUCCAGGUGAAGAAGACACAGUGAGCGACUUUGCCACAUACAAAAAACCUCUGUAUGGAAUUUCACACAAGAUUACAGAGAAAAAAAAUUCUGUUACGUCUGACCUGUUGACAUCUUUUGACAUUUAUGAGAAGGUAAAUCAGUGUAGCCCUUCAGGGAUUCGGAUGUUCAACGAGCUUCGUAAACGUGAAACAGGUUGCAAUUCAGUAACUUCACCAGUCAGUGAGGAGUCAAAUCUUUACACUUUAAUACAAAAAAUGUUUUUCACGCUCAACACGCUCAAUUCCAAUAUGUCUCAGCUUCAUAGUAAAGUUGACCUUUUGUCCCUUGAGGUAAGUAGAAUAAAGAAAAAGGUCAGCCCUAAUGACAUGGUGGCAGAUUUCCAUCCACCUCCUGAGUAUCAGUUAACUAGCACUGAACUUAAACAAGCAAUGGACCAGAGCACUUCAGCUGGUGAUUUGGCAUGUCGCUUGCUGGUUCAACUCUUCCCUGAGCUUUUUGGAAGCAGUGCUUUGUCCAGGAGCUGCGGUACAUGUGGCUUUGUCAACAAGAUUAAAUUGGAAUCCCUUCAUCUCCAGCUCAUAAGAAACUACGUGGAGGCAUGCCAUCCCUCUGUUCAGAACAAUGCUGUUUGGCAGGUUGAGGUUUUGCCUCAAGUAAAUGAUUUCUUCAAUCGUUUUUGGGCUGAGAGAGAUAUGGAAAGCAGCCAUCAUGGUAUGCAGGCCUCCCCUUUCUUUGAAAAUCAACCAUGUCCGAAUUCUCACUUUGUUGACAGUAAAGAGCAGGAGGAAAAUGUUACUUUAGAAAGGGCCAUUCCCAUGGUUUCAGAAUAUGCCAUCAACGUGAAGGACCUCAAUGAAUGUUUAGAAGAGGCUUCUAAUCCAGGAGAAUUUGCAGUCUUUUUGCUUCAUAGAUUAUUUCCAGAGAUAUUUAACCAAAGAAAGCUUGGUGAAAGGAAUUUUGGAGACCCUGAGAAUUUUACUCUAGAUCCUCACCGACUGCAACUAAUCCGCCAGUACACAGAGAUAUACUUUCCAGACAUACAGGAGGAUGAUAUUUGGUUGCAGCAGUGUGUGCAAAGAAUAAAUGAUGAGUUGGAGAGUCUGUUCAUGGAUGGUAGUGAGUGUGAUGACAUGAGAGAUGACUGUUACGAAUCUAAUCUACCCGAUGACCUGUCUAUUGUAAAGGUAGAAGAUGGCACUGAUAAUGACAUGGAAAAACAAGGAAGAAAGUCCAAAAAAAUCUGGCUUGUUCCUUUUGAUUUUGAUAAAAUUGACAUUCCACCCCCAGACUUUGAGGUUCCUUUUCCACAAUUCUUGCUCAGCAAAGAGCAGCUUAAAAAUAUAUAUGAGACGAGCUUGUCUAUUGGUAAUUUUGCCUCACGUCUUCUGGUACAUUUGUUCCCUGAACUUUUCACGCAUGAGAAUUUGAGAAAGCAGUACAACUGCAGUGGUUCACUGGGCAAGAAACCGCUAGACCCAGUUCGCGUAAAACUUAUCCGGCAUUAUGUUCAAACUCUUUACCCCAGGGCAAAAAAUGAUAGAGUUUGGACUUUAGAGUUUGUAGGGAAAUUGGAUGAGAGAUGUCGGCGAAGGGAUACAGAACAAAGGCGAUCUUAUCAGCAGCAGAGAAAGGUAUAUGUGCCCUUGCCUGAGAGAAGAGACUUUGUGCCUUUUGAGUUGACCUCAGAAAGAUACAGAGAUCUUAUUGAAGGACCACCUCUGCCUCCUGAACGCAGCACAAAAGACUUCUGUAAAAUACCACUGGAUAAGAUUGUCAUUCCACCUCCUGAUUUCCCUGUGCCUACUAUAUACCUACUUACUGACAAAGAAAUAAGGGACAUUGUUCAACAAAGUCUUUCUGUUGGAAAUUUUGCUGCCAGGCUAUUGGUGAGACUUUUUCCAGAGCUGUUUACUCCAGAAAAUCUUAGACUGCAAUACAACCACUCAGGUGCAUGCAACAAGAAGCAGCUGGAUCCCAUAAGACUAAGAAUGAUCCGCCACUAUGUGGAAGCAGUAUAUCCUGUAGACAAAAUGGAGGAAGUAUGGCAUUAUGAAUGUAUUCCCAGCAUUGAUGAAAGGUGCAGGCGCCCAAAUAGGAAAAAAUGUGACAUACUUAAGAAGGCUACAAAGAAUCAAAAUAAUAACUGCUGAGCAUUUAGUAAAUGAUAGUAAAUUAUUUUAGUUGUCUUUAUAGAGAUUUAUAGUGCUGCUUUUACCUAUUUUUCUUUUCUAAAUAUUACUUGUAAAAGAAUAUGGAAAAAUAGUUUGUUAGAAUGUGAGACUGACUGCAUAUUUGCACUCCCCUUAAAACAUUUCCUUGUGUUUUAAUAUUAACUGCAUUUCCCUACAGAAGUUUGUUCAAUUUUGUACAUUUCCAAUGGUUUUUUGUUUUAUAGUUUAUUUCAAUAUGCUCAUUGGAUUUCAUUUUUCUAGGUAUACUAUUUUUGCUGCCUGUAAAGUGUUGUGUAACCCAACGUUAGUAAUUGGUUACCGAUAUUUUUGUAAAAGAAAUUGCUGUAGAAUUUCCUACAUAAAAGCAAACAACACUAGUUGGGUAUAGCCUUUUCUUGAACUAAAACCACAUUAAGAGUCAUUUGUUAAACAGUGUAAUCAC